This is a messenger RNA of Xyrichtys novacula (pearly razorfish), 6544 nucleotides long. The record is from the annotation of a GenBank genome assembly. NCBI's taxonomy places the organism in Eukaryota, Metazoa, Chordata, Actinopteri, Labriformes, Labridae.
AUGACUACGAGGUCGUAAAUCCGCCAUGUUUUCCCUCCUUGUAGUAUCGUUGCGACAGAGACGGAGAGCUCGAACGACAUGAAUGUAGAAAAUAAUCAUACGGCAGAAACAGAGACGGAGCAAACGAAGGACGGCAACGAGACCAUCACCAUUCAGACUACACUGGGAGAUGAAGGUUUGUCGUCUUUAGACUUAAAAACAAAGCGAAUCAUUUAUGAAAAACUGUGAAUGGGGCCUAGCUAACUUCCUCCAUCAUGAAAGUUGCUAGCAGCUAGCAUGCAUUAGCAGCACAUGAGACAAUUUUAAGUCCAGCUUGUUGUCAGUGUAUAAAUCAGUGUCGUUUACUGUUGUGUGAGGCUGUUUCAUCCUGUUUUGUGUUGCCUUUCUGCUGAUAGAUGAAGAUGUGCACAAGUGUGGACGCUGUCAGUCCGAGUUUUCCACGCUGGAGGCUUUUAUCCAACACAAGCUGCAACACAGCUGCCAACGAGCAGAGACACGGGAGGAGGCGAGCAGCCAGGAGGUAGAAACUCUAAAAUAAACACAGUUUUUAUGUGCAAACUGAGUUUGGAUGCACUUUAAUAUUUACACUUUGCUGUUACAGGUUACAGCAGCUAAUGACAGCUCCUCAGAGGUGAAACCAGCAGAAGGAGCAUCUGCAGAUGAGUCACUGAAGACCACUAAUGGUAGGUUCAAUAAUAACUUUUAUUCAUAAGAAUAACUUUAUUUUUACGGCACUUUUAAAAACAGAAGUUUACAAAGUGCUUUGACAAACAGUACAUCAGCACAUGGAAAUAAAAACAAACAAAAAACAAAAGCUCAGUUAAAAACAAGGUCUCUGAAUUGAAGACCAAUUUCAUUUGUCAUAAGAAACCCAGACAAUACAAGAACCCUACAACAUAAAAUGAGACCAUGAAGACCAAAAUAAAAACAUAAAAUAGGUAAGAAGAAGAAAUGUAAUAAAAAAGGGGGGUAGAAAGCAGGAAACAGGAUAGUAAAUAUAAAAAGAUAAUAUUAACAAUGAUAAUAAAAUCAUGGAAUAAUUAUGAUGCUAAUAUUGAUGAUAAAAUGGAAUAACAAAAAUGAGCAGGAAAAAACUAUAAAAUCAAUAAAAGGCCUAAAAGUUUAAAUAAGAAAAUAUUAUAAUUAAAACAAAGGCUAAAAAUAAUACUAAUCAUCUUAGUAUAAGAAAAAACUGUGCAUGAGCAUAUAGACCUAAAUUUACAAAAUACUCCGACACUGGCAUGGUCAGUAAACAUUUUACCUUUACUAACUUCAGAGCUGUCAGUUGUAGUUUUAGGUUUAUACAAACCACAAGCCUGGGCUCCAUCCAGUGUUCAGAGUCAGAAUUACAUACAGAAUAUUCACUGUGCCUGCUAGAGAUAUUAUAUCAAUAACUGAAAAAAUCAAUCAAUCAGUUAAUCAGUCUUUUUAUAUAGCACUUAUAACACUAGAGGUUUAAAAUCUAAAAGCAAAGUAACAUAAAUGAUACAUACAGAAAUGAUACAUAAAAUGGAAUUAAAACAAAUGUAAAAGAUUCUAAAAUAAGAGCACCAAAAUAGCUUAAUGAAAGAUGAUCCUGUCAUUAAAACUAGAAAAGAUAAAUGCUGAAACACUUAAUAAUCCUAAUCCACAAAGUGAUUGAUCGGCGAUUUCCUCUUGUUCUCUUGCAGAUGAGAGCGGCGGCAUUUUGGGUCGCGGUCGCAGGAAGAAAACUGUUUCACUGAAAGUAGCUGACCAGUCGGACAAGACCGAUGGAUCCUUAUCUGAUAACGCUGACGGCGAAAAGCCUGUUUACAAAGUUAACAGUGAGGGACGCUACAUCUGCCAACUUUGUGAAAAGACUUUUAAAACUGUGAGUAUGUGCGCAGGUUCUACCAGAAAAUGUUUAUCUCAUUAAUUCUUGAGGUAAUUUUUCCUGUUAUCUCUUUCACUCAACAGACCAACAUUUUGAGAACUCACAUGAAAACUCACAGUGAUCAGAAGAACUUCACAUGUAGCCUAUGUGGGACCUCCUUUAGGACGAAAGGCUCCCUGAUUCGCCAUAACAGACGCCACACGAGUAAGAAGAACUUGUUUUGUGCCUCAAAUCAGUGUCCUCAGUAAACUUCACAAAAUGAUCAUGCACCAUCUUUUGGUUUUCUUGCAGAUGAGCGUCCGUAUCGGUGUAACUUAUGUGGACAAUCUUUCAGAGAGUCGGGUGCUCUCACCAGACACCUUAAAUCCCUCACACCCUGCACGGAGAAGAUCCGCUUUGUCCAGUACAAGGAAAUUUUGGUCAGCAAAGAUGGAGUCCAGAAAGGUCAGGUUUAUGCUGAAAAUAUUUACUUGAUGCUAUUACUCCGUAUUUUCUUAUAAGAGCUUAAAGAUAGAGUUAAUGUUGAAGUUUUGUGGACUUUUGAAACUUGGUACAAAAGUUCUGGAUUUCUGAACAGAGAUGAAGUACAUAUGGAAGUUGCGUGAAAGUUCUGUGUGAAUUUUUCAGGGGUUGACAAUAAUGCUGCUGCAAUGGCUGACCAGCAAGAGGUGAUGGUUGUGGAGCAGCAGCAGCCUGAGGAGCAGGAGGUCGAAGAGUCUCAAACUGCUGUUGUCAGUGUUGUGGAAACUUGUCCACAAGAGGUCCUCCACCAGGUCCACUUCACGAUGGAGGUGGAUGGAACAACACAGGAGCAGCAGGUAGUUAGAACGAGGGUCGGAAUGUGACACAAAACAUACGUUCUCAACCAUUUUAAUGAUACAAACAUGUUCUUCUCCACCUCUGGUCAGGUUGUAGUUGAGCAGUCUCAGGCGGAGGCUCUGGCAGCUGCUGCAGCAGCAGGCGACAACCUUAUCUGCCAGGCUAUCAUCAACUCUGGCAUCGCGCUGGGGACGGAGGAGACUGUGGUUGAAGAGACCUCGCAGGCAACCGAGGAGAUAGACAAGGAGGUUUCUGACUGUCCUGAAACUGAUGGGGGCGUCACUGAGAUCCAGGUGAAGGAGGAAUUUGUGGAGAUGGAGGCAGAGGUGAGGAUGGAACGGUAUAUCUUCUGCUCAGAGUUUUUUUGGGGACAUGUUUUUGGUAUUACGACCACUUUUUAUUAUCAGUUUCUUUUAUUUAUAGUUUUUUUCCCCUUCUUAAUACUGUUAUAAGACACGUUGUCUCAUAAAUGAUCGUAGAAAUUUGAUAUAUAGCCGAAAAUAGGGUAACUGUGUUUGGUGUUGCACUGACAACAUUUACACUUCAUGAUUUUUAAAAUGUUUUAUGUCUAUUUUUAAUUUCUUUUGCAGGAAUCAGGUGACGGAGAUACUCAGACGUCAAAAUUGUACCAGUGUCCACACUGUAAUCGCUCCUUUAAGGGACUUAACUACUUCCGCUUCCAUGUGAAGGGCCAUUUAGGUGAGCCUCGUGAGCUGUGUAAUUCAGAAUAUGAAACCCAAAGAAGGCCUUCAGAAUUUUCCUCAAAAAUACCAGGGAAAAGUCUGAAAGGAGCCUCCGUCUAAACUUUAUUUCUUUGCAGGUUACAAGCCUUUCAAAUGCACACUGUGCCAUAAAGAGUUUCUGACUGGUUACCUGCUGAAGAAACACAUGGAGGUGCAUGUCAGUGAGAGGAGGUACAAGUGUGGCGAGUGCGGCAAGCUGUACAAAACCAUUGGGCAUGUACGUGAGCACAUGAGGGCGCACUCAGAUGAGAGACCCUACAACUGCUCUAGAUGCAACAAAGGGUACAAGACCAAGGUAAAUAUGGUGAUGAUUGUUUUUGCAUUUUGUUGGUUAUAGUUUAAGCUCAAACAUGUCUCUUUUUCCUUCACUCAGAAUGCCUUGCAGGUCCAUCAGCGGACCCACGGUGAUGAGAAACCUUACGUGUGUCAGUUCUGCUUGAGAGGCUUCAGAGAGAAAGGAUCUCUAGUGCGACACAUUCGCCAUCACACAGGGGAGAAGCCGUUCAAGUGUCCGAAAUGCAAAAGAGGCUUCGCCGAGCACGGGACUCUCAACCGACACAUGCGAGCCAAAGGUGGGUGAGAUUUAAAGACAAUAAAAAAGAAUUAGAAAAAAAAUGAGUGAGGCUAAUAGACACACGAUUUCCACCAGGAGGCUGUCGAAAGGAAGACUCCAGCGAGCAGCAGGGUGCAGAAUCAGAGGAGCAGGCGUCAGCAGAUAACCUCGCUACAGCAGCCAUCAUCUCAGAGGAUCCUCAUGCUGUGCUGGUGGAGUUCUCCUCAGUGGUGGCAGACACACAGGAGUAUAUCAUCAAGGUAGGCCUCAAGGAAGCAGAGCUACUGCCUUGUCAAUCACAUCUGUGAGGAAAUGCAUUACUCUGUCUUAACAAAACCGUUAGAUUACUUCCUUCUAAUUUGGCAAUGACAGUGAUGACUUCAGUGUUUGAGAAAAGGUAGAGGAACAAACUGAACUGACUAAAAAUAGUGAUUUAAACUCUGAUUUUACAUUGUGAAUUACUUUGGAUGGAGAGCACUGCAAGGCAGACUUUUCACUGUUAGAUAAAAGCUAAAAUUUGAUUUGUUUUCAUGAUCAAAUUUCAGUCAUGGAACUCAGAGAUGUUAGAAAAAACUCAAAACUACUGAUGUAACAGACUGAAACUGAAGCCGUGAAGAAACUGACUUGUAGGAAUAUCCAUGUUUUAUGAAUAUGAUUCAAGGCUAUGUUUUAUUAAGGUUGUUCAAGAUCAAUUCAAAUCUCCUUUUCUAUUGUCUGUCUGAACUGAGGAGAUACUCUGCCACUUUUUGAUGUAUCUCUCAAAUCUCUACAGACUCAAACCGAGGAGGAAGUGCAGGAGGAAGAGGUCACUCUCAUUCAAGACAGCCAAAAUGAGGUCAGUAUACUCACAGACACAGACACACACACAUGCAAAAGUAUCUGUGGGAUUGAUAGCAGAGGUUGAGGAUCACUUACCUUACAUACUUUCGAGGCAACAGUUUAUUGUUAUCAUCAGUGAUUAUACAACAGCUGUUUUCUUGAUCAGUAGAUGUCCAAAAAAUGUCCUGAUUUGUGUGUCUGUUUGGCUUGGCAGCUAAAUUGUGCGACCCAAGAUUCAAUAACAUCCCUCUGCUCUUUGCAACAGCUUCCUUCUCAAUUACUCCCCUAGUUUCUUACUUUAUCCACUGUCCUGUCUUAUAGAGGCCAACGUAUUAUUUCGGAACUUCUUUCUCAUCCGUCUAACAACAUAAAAUCGAAGACUAUUCAUAAAAUAUCACAAAUAUCCACAAAAAAGUACCCAAUCCUUGUAUUUACAAAGCUAUUUCCAGCACAUUGUACAACAUAUUCCUUCAUAAAUCUCUGAAACAGCUGAGAGACUUUAGAGUGUGUGUAAAGUCGAAGUAAUCAGAUUGAAGUUUACAGUUAAGUAGGUUUACUGAUACAAGGAGUUUCUGUGUUUUGAGCAGAAAGCUACUUUUCUACAGUGUUGAAUAGGCUUGAAAAGAGGGAUAAAGGAAGACAGAUGUAGACAAAGCAUCAACGACAGCAUUAAUACAGAUAAAAACAGAUGGGAAAUAAAAAUAGAAAAGAAUCAGUUGAUAAAUCAAGCAGUUGAAACUCUGAAACUCCUAACUCUCCCCUCCAGAUGGGAAACCACAUCAUGAAAGUGGUGCAGCGAAUCGUCAGCCAGUCACAAGGCGCCGGCAACACAGGCAGCCAUCAGAUCAUCGUGCGUGACGUAGCCAUGAACGAGGAAGGCCCCUCCAUCUCUGACUGCGGUGACACCAUCACCAUCGCUACACCAGAGUGCCUGACGGAGCAGGUGGCCAUGACGCUGGCCUCCGCCAUCAGCGACGGCACGCUGCUGGCCACGACGGGCACCGUGGAGACGGCAGACGGGACAGUUACUGUGGUUACCACGGAGGGAGUGGUGGAGGAGGGAAUACAGGUUGUGCAGCAGCAGGAGGAAUAUGUCAUCACUUCUCCAGAGGAGGUGGAGAUUCAGACUGUCAUUGUAUGAUGAAGAGGAUAAUAACUGUGAACUGCCAUGAAUUCGCCACGACGUUUCUGUGUAGCUGAUGACUGCAGAGUGUGUCUGAGCUUCAUGAGUGAGAGAUGAAACAAACGCCAAACGAGUGCACAUGAGGAUUAGUUCUCUGAAACUUUGAGGAUAGAUUUACUCAAAUGGACACUGCCUACAUUAAGUCGGCUAAUCAUUUGACCUUUUGUAAACAGCCUGAACAAGAAUUUAUCUUGAUUAAUUUUGUAUGUUUUUCAUUCAAACACUUGAACUGAUGCGUAAUGUUUUUUGGUAGCACAGACUGAACAUGUCUUCACUUUUAUCCAUGGUAAAAAAAAAAAAAGUGGAAAUCUUUCCGUCUUAAACUCAUCUCAGCUCUGCUACAGUCAAGUUCAAAUCUCUUCAUGUGGGCUCUGAAAUGUGACGCCCUUAUGAGAUCAAGUGUGAGUGCCUGCAGAUUUUAGGCCAUGUACGGAGAGUAUAUCGGUACAAAGAGCUCCUCUGAGCUGGUUACGAAUAAUGCAUCUUUAAGCACGACACAGUGACCAAACAUAACAAAUGCGUUCAGCUCAUAUGAGCAGCCUUUGCUUCAAAUAAAUGCUAUUUUAUUAUAC